This is a messenger RNA of Amphibalanus amphitrite, 2168 nucleotides long. RefSeq names its product splicing factor 1-like. The record is from RefSeq and is a predicted model, not a curated record. The transcript has 4 exons. Bases 225 to 2168 code for a protein of 647 amino acids. Gene Ontology annotation, cellular component: nucleus. Lineage: Eukaryota; Metazoa; Arthropoda; Thecostraca; Balanomorpha; Balanidae. Gene Ontology annotation, biological process: regulation of mRNA splicing, via spliceosome. Gene Ontology annotation, molecular function: zinc ion binding; mRNA binding.
AGCCUUGACGCGCGUCAUCCGCUGGCCGCCAUUUUUUGUUCGCCUGGCUGCGAAGUCGUUGGAAUUCUAUAAGAGCUACACCUACCUGCAGUACCAGAAGUUGAUCUAAGGUCCUCCCCAGCUGGGUUUCUCGGUUUCUGACUAUUGCCAGUUGACCGUGCUCGCGUGCGGACCGCGCGACUCAGCCGUCUCAGCCCGUACAGGCGCCAGCGACCGACGCAGCCAUGGCCGGCUCGGGCGCCAACAACGUGCGGCUGGCCAAGCUGAACCCGAUCCUGGGCAGCGGCCGCAAACCGACCGGCGGCUCUCUGCUCAAACCCAGCUACCUGACCGGUGAGCCCGAGCAGCCGCUAGCCAUCACCAGCGGCAGCAGCAACGGCGACCGCAGCAGCCGCGACCGGAGCCGGGACCGCAGCCGAGACCGCAGCAGGGACCGCAGCCGGGACCGCGACUCCGGCGGAGACCGCAAACGGAAGGACUACGGCUCGAGCGACUCCGGCUCCGGCGGCGGCGGCGGAGGGCGGAGAAAGCGCCGCUCGCGCUGGGGCGGCGACGAGAACGACAAGACGUUCAUCCCGGGCAUGCCGACCAUCCUGCCGACCAACCUCAACAAGAACCAGGAGGAGGCGUAUCUGAUACAGUUGCAGAUCGAGGACUUCAGUCGGCGGCUGCGCUCGGGCGACCUGGGCAUCCCGGCCGACCCGGCGCAGCGCUCUCCGUCGCCGGAGCCCAUAUACAGCAGUGACGGCAAGCGCAUGAACACGCGCGAGUUCCGGACCCGGCGCCGACUCGAGGACGAGCGGCACAAGCUGGUGCAGAAGAUGUACCAGCUGAAUGCCGACUACAAGCCGCCGCUCGACUACAAGCCACCGACCACGCUCGUCACGGAGAAGAUCGUCAUCCCGCAGGAGGAGCAUCCCGAGAUUAACCUGUUCGGUCUGCUGAUCGGGCCGCGUGGUAACACCCUGAAGGCGCUGGAGAAGGAGUCUGGUGCCAAGAUCAUCAUUCGUGGUAAGGGCUCGGUGAAGGAGGGCAAAGUGAGCCGCAAGGACGGCCACUCGAUGCCAGGGGAGGAUGAGCCUCUUCACGCCAUCAUCUCCUCCAUCAACCCGGCGUGCGUGAAGAAGGCCGUGGACCGUAUCAAGGAGAUCAUCCGCCAGGGCGUGGAGGUGCCGGAGGAUCAGAACGACCUGCGGAAGAACCAGCUGCGCGAGCUGGCCCUGCUGAACGGCACUCUCCGCGAGCAGGACACCCCGCGCUGCAGCAACUGCGGCGCCAACAACCACAAGUCGUGGCAGUGUCCCGACAAGCCCAACGUCACCAAUAACGUGAUCUGUAACAGCUGCGGCGGCGCUGGCCAUAUCGCCCGCGACUGCCGGCUGCGCCGCGGCGGCAGCAUGGGUCUGGGCGGCGCCGGAGGGCUCGGCGGUAUGGGUGCCGGGGAUGGUGGAGACCGGGCGAAAAUUGACGAGGAGUACAUGUCACUGAUGGCCGAGCUCGGCGAGGGCCCGCCACCGGUCAAGAAGGACGACUCGGCCGGCGGCGGCGGCGGCGGGUACGGCGGCGGCAACCUGUCGCGCUACAGCGGCCGGACAGCGUUCGAGCCGCGCGCCGCGCCGCGGCCCCUGAUGGAGCCGCUCACCGGCAGCAACUCGAGCCCGCUGGGCAGCGGCGGCAACAACCGCUGGGGCGCCGGCGGCGGCGGCGGCUCGGGGUCCAGCUCCGUGGUGCCGCCGCCCACCGGGCCCAUCCGCUCGCUGCUGUCGCAGACGCCGCUCACCCAGCCGCCGCUGUCGCAGCCGCCGCCAUCUCAGUCGCAGCCGGCGGGCGGCACCAACACGAGCCGGCAGCCGCCGGGCUGGGGCGGCGCUGCCAACACCCAGGCGCCGCCGCCGACCGGCCGCCAGGGCCCGCCGCCCGGCGGCCAGCCCAACUUCUCGGCGGCGCCGCCCGCGCCGUCCCAGUUCCAGGGACCGCCGCCGUCGGUGCCGCCGCCAAACAUGUACGGUACGCCGCCGUGGGGGCAGUUUGCCGCUCCGCCGCCGCCGCCUCCGCCCCCGCCGCCGCCGCAACAGCAGCCGCCUCGCUCGCAGUCUGACCUGAGCAUGCUGGCGCAGGCCGGCCUUCCGACGCUGCUGGCCGCGCCGCCGCCACCACCGCCCAGUUAG